UUUUAUGUGGGACUCAUUCACUGCGGGUGUAGCUACUAAAAUCAUGAGUAACUCCUCGUAUAAUCCAACAGGGGUGAAUGACUUUGCGGAAAUGGAGUUCAUGAAUAUAACCGUAGUUACAUCAAACAAACCUUAUGGAAUAUCUGAUGGUUCAAAUCCUAUGUUUGAUGGCCGCAAGUCUCCAAAGUUUAACUUGACAGAAAAUGGAGUUCAUAGUGGUCAUGUUCAAACCGGACUUCGUGACCCUUUCUGCAUUGUCAAGGAUGGGAAAGGUAGAUGUCAGGAUGGCUACACUAAGGAAAUUAGUGGACCUGAGUCCGUGUCUGUUCGUGUUGCUACAAGAGCAAAACCAGAUAAGGAUCCCACUGACCCCAUAAACAGAGAAUUCUUCUAUAGCAUCUUGGCCGUUCUUAAUAAAACCGAAAACACUGGGAGGUUCAAUUUCACGAAUCAGUUUCCUUACUAUAAGGAAACUCUGUAUACACCUGAUUUUAAAGGGAUAAAACUAGGUAAAAAUGUGGUCUUUGACAUGGAUAUGAGUGCUGGAGAUUUCCUUGCUCUAUUUUAUCUCCUUAAACAACCUGUAGAGGUUAUAAACCUUAAGGCUAUACUUGUGUCUGCUACUGGCUGGGCAAAUGCAGCAACCAUAGAUGUCAUCUAUGAUUUACUACACAUGAUGGGUCGCGAUGACAUUCCUGUUGGUCUAGGAGAUGUACUUCCAAUGAACCAGUCUGACUCUCUUUUCUCGGCUGUUGGUGAUUGCAAGUACACUCAAGCUAUCCCUAAUGGUAAUGGUGGAUUCCUCGACUCAGACACCUUUUAUGGGUUAGCUCGUGAUUUACCAAGAAGCCCACGGAGGUACACUUCUGAGAACUCAGUAAAAUAUGGAGCUCCUCGGGAUACUGAUCAUCCUGAACUUAGGCAGCCAUUAGCCUUGGAAGUGUGGGAUUCUGUAUCAAAAAAUCUUGAUUCAGGAUCAAAAGUUACCAUACUGACUAAUGGUCCAUUGACAAAUCUAGCUAAGAUAAUCAUUAAUGACAAAAAUGCAAACACACUUAUUCAGGAGGUCUUUAUAAAUGGUGGACACAUAAGAAGUGGUGAUAAUAAAAAUACAGAAAAUGGCAAUAUCUUUACAAUUCCCGCAAACAAAUUUGCAGAAUUCAACAUGUUUCUUGAUCCCAUGGCUGCGAAAACAGUUUUCGAAUCUGGUCUUAACAUCACACUUAUCCCAUUGAGUGUCCAGCGUAAACUCAGUGAAUUCCCCGUGAUUCUAGAAAGGCUUCGUAUCAACAAGAAGACACCUGAAGCUUUUCUAGCUAAAAGAUUACUGUCUCGUCUAUACAAGCUGCAACAAAAGAAACACAGAUAUCAACAUGUGGGCAUGUUUUUAGGUGAAAUAUUAGGUGCAGUAGUAAUGGCUGGCGACAGGUCUCAAUUAAAUUUAGAAUUUAUAGAGAAGUCUGUUGUAGUAGUGGCAAUGGGAUUAGAAUCUGAAGAUGGGCAGACAAUUAUUACUGAUGCUAAUAUGGGAAAAAUGGUUAGAAUUUUGGAAAAUGUGGAUUCAAUUGCAUGCUAUGAUCAUUUUGUGGCUCGGCUAGCCGACAGACAACAAUCGGCAGUUGUUGGAAGUUUUGAGGAACAGAAACAAACUUGGAGCAAACCACCCAAGUGAACCUACAAUCGGUUAA
Messenger RNA from Impatiens glandulifera, 1688 nucleotides. RefSeq lists its product as uncharacterized. The record is from RefSeq and is a predicted model, not a curated record. The transcript is spliced from 7 exons. Gene Ontology annotation, molecular function: hydrolase activity, hydrolyzing N-glycosyl compounds. The coding region runs from base 5 to 1672 and encodes 555 amino acids. NCBI's taxonomy places the organism in Eukaryota, Viridiplantae, Streptophyta, Magnoliopsida, Ericales, Balsaminaceae.